ACUUAGAUUAUUAAAAUGUUUAUUUUAAAUGUUUCUUGUUUUUAAGAACUGGUUCUUCUGUGGCAUUGCUAUGAAAACCCUGUUUUGGAACCUGUAUUUUGAAGAGUGUACACAUGAACACCCAGCUUUAUUUAGCCUAAAGACCAUAAGUGACUUCAUUUUCAAGAGUUUUCUUUAGACAAAAGGAAGGAAAUAAGACCUGAGGUGUCAACGUGUCUCCUAAAACAGGCAGUAGAAACAGCAACUAACAUCAGAGAACUUGAAACACAGCAGCAUAUAAUGACGAUUAGCUCUGUGUCUUUCAUUGUUUGUGUGAAUUUACACAAAGUGAAGAUCAUGAACUCCAGACUCUCAGCGCUGAUCCUGCUGCUGCUCAUUCAAGGCUCCGUAACAUUGGACCGACUCUCUGUGACCUGUAGUCAAAAGAGUAUUUGUGCUGUGAAGGGGACAGAAGUGACACUGACGUGCUCUUACUCCAACAUCAACAUCAAAACUGUGUUCUGGUUCAGUGAGAAACAAAGUACAAACUGGAGAAAAAACAAUGAACCUGAAGAUUUGACUUUAGACUCAGACUACUCAGGACGAGUGAAACAUCAGAUCUCAAACAGCUCUUCAACACUCACAAUAUCAGACGUGAGAGAGAGAGACUCUGGAGAAUAUCAGCUCAUGUUCAUCAUGAAUGAUGGAGUUAAACAUCUCAGCUCAGCAGCCGUCAGUCUAACAGUCACAGACCUGCAGUUGAGGAUGAAUCCUGUAUCUAAAGACCCGACAGAUGAGAGAGUACAACUGACCUGUGAUUCUUCCUGCACUUUGACUUCUGGAGGUCAUUAUUACUGGAUGAAGAAUGGACAGCAUUUCACAUAUACACAGUCCUCCAACAUGUUUGUGUUAAUCAGUAGAAAUGCUGGCAGCUUUUCCUGUUCUCAUGAUCAAAACCUGAAACAUCCCUCCUCUUCUGUGUGUGUUUCUCAGAGUGGCUGCUGGGAUGUGACUUACACCUCUACAAGAGUCUGUGCUUUGGUGAACUCAACAGUAGACAUUUCCUGCACAUACUCACAUCCCUCUGAUCAUACUGUAAAUAAAACAUUCUGGCAUUACGGUCCAUCUGAUGGUCGAUCUCAGGACUUCAAGGAUCUGCGUGAGGAGCAUCAGUUUGCUGGUCGUGUGGAGUAUGUGGGGAACAAACUGAGAAUCAAAGAUCUCAAGAUCAGUGACUCUGGAGAAUAUCGAUUCAGGAUCAUCACUGACUUAAACCAAUACUCUGGAUCACCUGGAGUCAUUCUUACUGUUACAGGUACACAGAUAAAAAGCAGCCCAUCUGCUGUAACAGAUGAAGAAGUGAUAUUAAGCUGUUUAACUAAUUGCACUCUGAACGACAAACACACUUACAUCUGGUACAAGAACAGACGACAGGUAACAGAUGGAUUCACUAAAGUCAACAAGCUGUACCUGGACUCAGUCAGCAAUGAAGAGCUUCAACAGUAUUCCUGUGCUGUAGGAGACACAACAAGUCCAGAGUCCAGCACAGCUUUACUGAUCACUGUAAUCAUACUGUCUGUGCUGCUGAUUCUUACACUUAUAGGAGUCCUGUUAUACAGGAGGAGAAAGCAUAAUUCAUCUCAACAGCAUGAAGACACAAUGGAGAGUGAACAGUUGGGUUCAGAUAUGCUGUAUGAAAAUGCUGCAGCCUUGUCUACGGUCUGCACACAGCAAGUUCACACAGGUGAUCAGGAUGUUCAUUAUUCAGCUGUUAAUUUCAAGCAGUCUCACACAAAGAACACAUCAUCAGCUCCUACUGUUGUACAAUCAACCACAGGUGAUGUUCAUUAUGCUGCUGUGAAGUUCAGCUGAACCUUAAAAUACAUCUAUACUCAACAACCCAACAUUGGCAGCAGUUACUGUCUGCUAUAUUGUGAGCUUUUGCUUUUGUCUAAUGUUUAUGGUAUCCAUGUGUAUUUACUAUAUAUAAAUCAACUAUAUAUAUAUAUAUAUAUAUAGAUGCAUGCAUUUUUUCUCUUUUUUUUAAUCCUUAAAUGUUUAAUUUUUUAAAAUAUAUGAAGUUCAUCAAAAACAAACAAAUAAACAUAUGCAUGAA
Labeo rohita (rohu) is the source of this 2095-nucleotide messenger RNA. RefSeq lists its product as uncharacterized. The coding region runs from base 280 to 1851 and encodes 523 amino acids. The transcript has 9 exons. NCBI's taxonomy places the organism in Eukaryota, Metazoa, Chordata, Actinopteri, Cypriniformes, Cyprinidae. The record is from RefSeq and is a predicted model, not a curated record.